AUGGCUGAGGAAAACGAACGAUACAAGUAUGACCCGUCCAUGGCGGCUGCAGUCAUCUUCGUUGUAUCUUUCUCACUGUCAGGGCUCUACCACGUUUUUCAAGUCAUCAAGUUUAGGUCAUGGUACUUCAUCCCAUUCGUCGUCGGUUGUGCUAUUGAAGCGAUCGGAUAUGCGGCCCGAGCUAUCAAUGCAAGUGAGGAGGCCGGGCAAUGGACCGAGGGUCCGUACCUCAUCCAGGCUCUCCUCCUGUUGCUGGGUCCUCCCUUCUUCGCCGCCUCCAUCUAUAUGGUCCUUGGACGGCUCAUCAGGCUCUUGAAUGCAGAGAAGUAUUCGAUGAUCAGGCUCAAAUGGCUGACAAAGAUCUUUCUCUUUGGUGAUGUUGCCUCCAUCGUGGCUCAAGGGAUCGGGGGUGGCAUGCUUGCCGGAGCCGAGACCAAGUCCGACAGCGAUAGAGGCCAGGCAAUCAUUAUCGCUGGUCUUUUCAUACAGCUCAUAUUCUUUGGGGGAUUUAUGGUCGUCGCUGUGGUCUUUCAUCGGCGUUUCCACCGCAACCCAAUCGACGCAAGCCUCAAGAUACAGCCACCCUGGAAGAAGCUUCUAGUAGUACUCUAUUCCGCCAGUUUGCUCAUCAUGAUACGGUCUGUGUUCCGUGUCAUCGAGUACAUCAUGGGUGAGGACGGCGAGCUCAUGGCUCAUGAGGCAUACUUGUAUAUCUUUGACGGAACGCUUAUGCUUGCCGUGACGGCGAUCUUCAACAUAUUCCACCCUUCCGCUGUCAUUAACAAUCAGAGCAUGCAGAGGAUCGAUGGCUCGGACCAGGAGAACCAGCUGCAGUCGUUAAAUGGCCUUUCUCACUAA
Molecule: messenger RNA, 858 nt
Organism: Fusarium mangiferae
Lineage: Eukaryota; Fungi; Ascomycota; Sordariomycetes; Hypocreales; Nectriaceae
Exons: 3
Coding region: 1-858 (285 amino acids)
Cellular component (GO): membrane
Source: RefSeq, a predicted model, not a curated record